GAUAAGAAAUAUUUUUGUCUUCAGGUGGUGGACUAUUACAAAGAGGCAUGCAGAGCUCUGGAGAACUCAGAAACUGCUUCAAUGUUAGGAAAGAUACAGAAAGACUGGAAGAAAUUAGUGCAAAUGAAGAUUUACUACUUUGCUGCAGUUGCUCAUUUGCACAUGGGGAAACAGGCUGAAGAGCAGCAGAAGUAUGGAGAGAGGGUUGCUUACCUUCAAAGCUCAAUAGACAAACUCAACGAGGCAAUUAAGCUGGCUAAGGGUCAACCAGACAGUGUACAGGAAGCCCUUAAAUUUACCGUGGAUGUCAUUGGUGGAAAAUUUAAUUCUGCCCAAAAAGACAAUGACUUCAUUUACCAUGAAUCUGUGCCACCUCUGGAGACACUGACCUCAGUGAAAGGGGCCCCACUGGUGAAAGCCUUGCCUGUAAACCCAACAGACCCCAGUGUCACUGGCCCAGACAUUUUUGCAAAGCUGGUGCCCAUGGCUGCCCACGAGGCCUCCUCUCUUUACAGUGAAGAGAAGGCCAAGCUGCUAAGGGAUGUCGUGGCAAAAAUAGACAGCAAGAAUGAAACAUUAGAACAGUUCAUGGACUCUCUCGGUCUGGACCCAGAGUCAGUAGACAAUAUGGAGAUUUAUAAUACCCUUCCUUCUGUGCUGAUGGAAAAAUGUGCUGCGUUGAGUGUGAGACCUGAUACAGUAAAAAACCUUAUCCAGUCAAUGCAGGUCCUCUCAGGUGUGUUCACCGAUGUAGAAGCCUCUCUGCGGGAGAUUCGAGAUGUAUUGGAUGAGGAUGAGGCAGAGGAGCAAAGUUUAGAAGAGGCUGCUGGGAAGCAGGCUGUACCAGAACGGCCCUCAGCCCUGGCCGAGCUGCGGAGAGACCUGGAAAAGUAUUUUGAAGCACAUGAAAAAGCCAGCUUCACCAACACAGAACUUCAUCGGGCCAUGAAUCUGCACAUCAGCAAUCUGAGACUCCUCGGUGGACCACUAGACACCCUUAGAGAGGCAUUGCCAAAACCUCAACUUAGUGAGGAUGAGAUGGCAGGGCUCCAGACAAUGAAGAGAAUUUUGGGUAAAGUGCAAGAAAUGCGGGACCAACGAAGCUCCCUGGAAAAGCAGCUUAGAGACCUCAUUCAGCAGGAUGACAUCACUACUUCUCUGGUUACAACUGAGCGUGCUGACAUGAAGAAACUAUUUGAGGAGCAGCUUAAGAAGUAUGAGCAGGUGAAAGUAUACAUUGAUCAGAACCUGACAGCUCAAGAGAAUAUCCUGAAGGCACUGACAGAAGCUAAUGUACAGUAUGCCACUGUGCGCAAGGGCCUGGCAGAAACUGAACAUAAGUAUGACUCAAAGGAAUUACAUUUACGUGACAAAUAGGCAUAAACUUUAGCAAGUGUAGCAUCAUCAGAAUCAGAAUCAGAAUGAGCUUUAUUUGCCACGUGUGUGCAAACAC
This is a messenger RNA of Sinocyclocheilus grahami, 1453 nucleotides long. Its product is annotated as tyrosine-protein phosphatase non-receptor type 23-like. NCBI's taxonomy places the organism in Eukaryota, Metazoa, Chordata, Actinopteri, Cypriniformes, Cyprinidae. The record is from RefSeq and is a predicted model, not a curated record. The transcript is spliced from 10 exons. Gene Ontology annotation, biological process: endocytic recycling; protein transport to vacuole involved in ubiquitin-dependent protein catabolic process via the multivesicular body sorting pathway; early endosome to late endosome transport. Gene Ontology annotation, cellular component: endosome. The coding region runs from base 82 to 1377 and encodes 431 amino acids. Gene Ontology annotation, molecular function: protein binding.